UGUUGAAUACUUGAAUUUUAUCUAUGAAAAUAUCUAUUUAGCAACGUUAUAUCAUUUUAAAUCAUGGUGAUUUAGUGACGAUGACGACCGAUGUCCGAUACAGUACCUACCUCGUGUCCUCGUAUAGUGUCGGUAAUAUAGAUUAUAUUAUAAUCUGUGGUAAUACACUCGAGUUCUCAAUUUAGUAAGUUAAAUAAAAUUCUUGUAGGUUAUUCGAUAGUCCAAAAGUAGUACGUUAUAACUAUAACUGAUAAUAUUUCAUUUUAAAUUUAUAAAUUUUUAAUAUCUACUAUAUUUUUGUACGGUUAAGUAGUUGAAGUUGACGCUUAUAAGUUAAAUUAUAAAACUCGAAACCGUUAUUAUUACGAAUUUGUAUAAUUAUUAAUACCUACGCCGAUUUUAUAGAAAUAUUCUAAGGAUAACCUAAACGUUUUUAAUCCAGUCGACGCCUGGCCCUGGCAGACGAUUCAGUGUAUUAUACGUAGAAAUAUCUCACGUAAAAUAGUUCAAUUGGUUCAAAUGGUUUAUGUGUGGCGGACAAUGGAUACGACAUUUCGAGGACGCGGUAAUGGUUACAAGUCGAUCGCAAUGAUUGCUGUGAUAGCUGGUGUUUACGUUUCGAUUGUGUCUGUCUUGCGUUUCGGCCAUUUCUUAGCCGGUUUCAACACUUCACCGUCGUCCAAUAAUGAUUUAUUACCUACCGUCUCUCGUAUUCAUUUUAGGAUAGUUACGAACUGGACACUUGCAUCUUGUUAUUUAUAUUUACCCUCGAUAAUUGAGAUUGGCAUUGAAAGAAUUGGCAACUUAUGUGGAUUACCCGAUUGUUAUUUCAAAUUUACUAGAAUUGUAUUGCUUUCAUCUAUUUUAAACGGUGUUAUUGAAUUUUGGCAGGAAGUUCCUGAGAUAUGUUUAUGGAAUCUGAACAAAAAUUAUGCUGAAAAUAUACACUUUUAUUUGCAUUGUUCUAUGUGGAUUAUAUCAUUUAUGAUUAUGUUAGCAAUUGAUGUUACUGAGAUAACAGGACUCAAACCGAUUUUUUAUUAUCAUUUAAUGAAUGAAAAUGUUUGCUCAUUGAAAUCUCAGCAAUUUCAUCGAUUUUUAUCAAAUAUGGGAUUUCCAGGAUCCUCAUGUCUUUUAAUUAUUUUAUGGUCUCAAAAAUUAAUGAGCUUUGAUAGGUUGUUAUUGGCUGUAAUUUGGACUUUAGGAAUAUUAUCUUGUAAUCAGUCAGAUGAUAAAGAUAUUAAAUACGUUGCCAGACAAAUCGAGAAAAAAAAGGCAUGGAUGUAUUAUUCAGAGAAAAUAUCGGUUUCACCGUUGAAAUAAAACGUUUUAUUAAUUAGCAAAUAUUUGAAAUUCUAUAUAUGUAUAUAAAAUAUAUUAUUGUUUUCAGUAUAUUGAUUUUUAUUCGUGAAAUAUAUUAUAACUUGUAAACUUAUAGAAACACAG
Melanaphis sacchari is the source of this 1446-nucleotide messenger RNA. Its product is annotated as nurim. Gene Ontology annotation, cellular component: nuclear membrane. The record is from RefSeq and is a predicted model, not a curated record. Bases 520 to 1323 code for a protein of 267 amino acids. NCBI's taxonomy places the organism in Eukaryota, Metazoa, Arthropoda, Insecta, Hemiptera, Aphididae. The transcript is spliced from 6 exons.